This is a messenger RNA of Pogoniulus pusillus (Red-fronted tinkerbird), 718 nucleotides long. It is a transcript of the gene PPCS, whose product is annotated as phosphopantothenoylcysteine synthetase. Gene Ontology annotation, molecular function: phosphopantothenate--cysteine ligase activity. Gene Ontology annotation, biological process: coenzyme A biosynthetic process. The record is from RefSeq and is a predicted model, not a curated record. The transcript has 3 exons. The coding region runs from base 98 to 514 and encodes 138 amino acids. Gene Ontology annotation, cellular component: cytoplasm; nucleus. NCBI's taxonomy places the organism in Eukaryota, Metazoa, Chordata, Aves, Piciformes, Lybiidae.
GCGAGCCGCCGCCCGUGCCCUGGCGCCCCUCGGUACUGGGAGGGGACAGGACCGCCCCUGCUAGACCCGGGGCGGGAGGGUGCAAGGCUCCAGGGUCAUGUUUUACCUGGCUGCUGCUGUGUCAGAUUUCUACAUCCCAGCCUCAGAGAUGCCUGAGCACAAGAUCCAGUCCUCAGAGGGGCCUCUGCAGAUCACGAUGAAGAUGGUGCCCAAGAUGCUGUCUCCUCUCGUCAAGGAGUGGGCCCCGGAGGCCUUUGUCAUUUCCUUCAAGCUGGAGACUGAUCCCUUGGUCCUGAUCCAUAAGUCCCGGCAGGCCCUGGAGAAGUACCGGCACCAGGUGGUGGUGGCCAACGUCCUGGAGUCGCGCCGAAGCGCCGUCGUCAUUGUCACCAGGGACUCGCAGACCCCCCUGGCUCUCUCCGAGGAGGAGAUGGCUCAGGGCAUGGAGAUAGAGGAGAAAAUCGUGAGCUACCUGCAGGCCCAGCACACAGCCUUCAUGGGGAAGGAGGGCUGAGGAGCAGCUCUGCGCCAGGCCGCUGAGGCUGCGCUGCAGGAGCCGCAUGGGAGUGAGUCUCUGUCCCCAGUAAAUAAACUGCUCCACAGUGGAGCACUGUGGGCAGCUUCUGCCGUCCAGACCCACGUGGCUCUCUCCAGCUUGCUCCUGGUUCCUGUUGCUUGCUUUGAGAAAUCAAAAUACACUGAAGAGAUUCUAAAGGAC